AUGAGGUCGGAAACAGGCAUGGAACUUCCGUAUGAUGUAGAAAUCGAAAUCUUGCAGAGACUUCCAGUGAAACCUCUGCAUCGAUUAGAAUUGGUUUCAAAAAACUGGAGGAGGCUGAUAAGAUCUCGAUAUUUCAUGGAACGGUACAUGGUUCAUCAGAAAUCCAAACAUCGUUUCAAAAUCCUUGCUAAGAUCAUAGUCGUGGACCCGUUGGUUCUUAAAGUUUCCCCAAAACCUCGACUGUUCCUCCGUUCAUCAGACGAUGAUCCCGAAUUUACCUAUGUGCUGCUUGAAAAUAACGAAGUUGUUGCUACUUGUCUCUCAUGCGACGGUUUCAUCUGCUGUCCGAGACCUGGUAACAAGUAUCUGUUUAUAAACCCCGCUACGGGUCAGAAAAUCCAAGCCGAACAACGAAGUCCUUGUCACCGUCCACAGACAUUUGAAAGUCAUGUAACUGUGCCCUUCUUCAUAAGCAGAUACAGCAUAGAUUUUCUUGGUUACCGCACGUCUAAUCAUCAGUUUCCUAGUCCGGCGAUUGACUUGUUGGGAUUUGGGAGAGACAGAGUGAGCGGAGAUUAUAAACUUGUUAGGUUAUUUGAACGGCCUGGGGAGAAUACGGCAUGCACAGAAUGCGAGGUUCUUUCGCUUAAGACAUGGGAAUGGAGAUACAUAAGCCAUGUUCCUAUACCUUGCUUUAAAGGACAACCUUCAGCUAGCGUUAACGGAUCCAUCUAUUGGUUCACUGUUUAUCUAUGGUUAACAGAUGCAGAGUAUUCAACAACGGCCAAGAUCAUAGCAUUUGAUCUUCACACACACAGAUUCCGUGCAGUCCAUCACCCUCCUUUCGGUGCUAGAACACCCUCAUAUAUAAUUAAUCUCAUGAACUUAAGGGAUCAAGUAUGGAUGGUAGAGCAAACACUUGACUGUUUGGAGAUGUGGAGCAUGGAUGGAGGAGGAGGCGCAUGGGAAAAAAUGUAUUCAAUUGAUCUAAAAAGCUAUGCGAGGCCUAAUCUGGAGGUGCUUAUGCCAAUUGAAAUCUGCGGCGACGGAAAGGUGUUGAUUAGCGGUAAGAAGCCAAAUAAUUCAAAUCACUGGGAUUUGAAAGAAAGGUUGCUCAAAUAUGAUCCUCGUACUAAAACUUUGCUUCUCGCCGACCAUCAAACUUUUGCCCGUGUCCCUUACUUCCAAACUUGGGUCCUUGCUCCCUACUUCCAGUCUCUCUUCUCUUUCGAUACACUUUAA
This is a messenger RNA of Arabidopsis lyrata subsp. lyrata, 1242 nucleotides long. RefSeq names its product putative F-box protein At2g02030. The record is from RefSeq and is a predicted model, not a curated record. The coding region runs from base 1 to 1242 and encodes 413 amino acids. Lineage: Eukaryota; Viridiplantae; Streptophyta; Magnoliopsida; Brassicales; Brassicaceae. Gene Ontology annotation, molecular function: protein binding. The transcript is spliced from 2 exons.